Dendrobium catenatum is the source of this 2643-nucleotide messenger RNA. RefSeq names its product pentatricopeptide repeat-containing protein At2g01390. The coding region runs from base 56 to 1720 and encodes 554 amino acids. The record is from RefSeq and is a predicted model, not a curated record. Gene Ontology annotation, molecular function: protein binding. The transcript has 2 exons. Lineage: Eukaryota; Viridiplantae; Streptophyta; Magnoliopsida; Asparagales; Orchidaceae.
UCAGUGGCUCUCACACAACCACCUCAGGUUCUCACAAAGUCACAAUUCCUCCUCCAUGCCGGUCGCCGCCACCCACCGCCGAUACGCCGGCGUACGCCAUCCCUUCAGUCGAAAUCUUCAAAAUCCCCAUAAACCUUAUUCCCCUCUUCCGCCACCCUCUCCCUUCACGCGCGAAACCAUCCACAAGAUCUCCACCAUCCUCCGCUCCCUCCCCUGGCACUCCGCUCAGAACCAACUCCACCUACUGCCCAUCAAGUGGGACUCCUUCACUGUUAACCGCGUUCUUAAAACCCACCCUCCAAUGGAAAAAGCCUGGCUCUUCUUCAACUGGGCCGCUCUCCUCCCGGGCUUCAAGCACGACCAUUUCACCUACACGACCAUGCUCGAUAUCUUUGGCGAAGCCGGCCGCAUUGCCUCGAUGAGGCAAGUUCUUAGGGAGAUGGAAGAGAAGGGGCUUAGGAUUGAUGCUGCAACUUAUACCUCGGUCAUGCAUUGGCUUGCUAAGGACGGGGAUUUUGAGGGUGCGGUAGAGGUUUGGGAGGAGAUGAGGAGAAAGCGAGGGUGCAGGCCAACGGCGGUUUCCUACACGGCGUUUAUGAAGGUGUUGUUUGAUCAUGGGCGGCCACGGGAGGCCGUUGGGGUUUAUAAGGAGAUGCUGGAAUUGGGGAUGAGGCCGAAUUGCUUUACUUAUACGGUGAUAAUGGAGUACCUUGCGGGUGCAGGUUUAUUUAAAGACGCUUUUGAAAUAAUGAACGAAAUGCAAGAUGCUGGAAUUCAACCUGACAAAGCUACAUGCAACAUUCUUGUCCAGAAGUGUUCUAUUGCUGGAGAGACAACAAUGAUUACUCAGAUUCUCAGCUACAUGAAAGAGAACUCUAUUGUUCUCCGCCGUCCUGUUUUUCUAGAAGCAAUGGCAGCUUUUAGGAAUUCUGGUGAGAGUGAUCAUCUUCUUAGAGAAGUAAACCCUCAUCUUGCUUUUGAAGGUAUUGAAGAGGAAAUUUUAGAGUCUGAAUUACCUUCUGAUGAUCCUACUUUUCUUGUGGAUAGGAGCAUUAUCAUUAAUCUUCUGGCUACAAGGAACUUAGUCGCCAUAGAACAUUUAUUGCGUGAAAUGAUUAAUAAAGAAAUACAAAUGGAAUCUGAAGUUUUAUCUGCUAUUGUCCUAGCCAGCUGCAAGAAUACAAGGCCCUCUGGUGCAUUGCUUGCAUUUCAUUGUGCUUUAAAAUCUGGCCGCAAACUGGAGAGAUCUGCAUAUAUCUCUUUGAUUGGUCUUCUAAUUAGAACAAAGUCACAUCACAUGAUUUUGGAAAUUGUUGAAGAAAUGCUUCAAAUUGGCAUUAGCUUUGGAACAUAUCUCCUUUGUCUCUUGAUAUACCAGCUUGGAUGUGCUGGGUUUUCUGAUUCUGCUGCAAAGAUUUUUACUGCUUUACCUGCAGAUCACAACUGUUCAACUUACACUGCUUUGAUGAACGCUUUUUUUCAGGCUGGUGACGUUGAGAACAGUCUUCAGCUUUAUUCAAGAAUGAAAAAAGAAGGCAUUCCUGCUUCAUGUGGUACCUAUGAAGUUCUAAUAGCUGGGCUAGAAAGAGCUGGUAGGAUUCAUGAUGUCAGCAUUUAUCAAAAGGAGAAAAGGAAUUUGCAAUGGCAUGGCUUUCCCCCACCUAUAAUUUCGACAGAUGAGAUUUUCUGUAAUCGUUUCUUUGGCUCAUCCAUAUUUUAGAUCUCAUGCUCAACCCAGUAUUGUGAGAGGUGAAUUAUCGUGCCCGAUGGGCAUUUCAGCAGCAGGUUGCGCUGUUUUUGCAUUGAUUUAAGUUUCGUUUGGGACGGCUUUUUUACUGCUUCUUAAAGCAGCUUUCUAAUAUAAAAAUUUUAAUUUUUAAGCUAGAAAGCUGUUUUAAGAAGCACUAAAAAAAUCAGUCCCAAACGAAGCCUUAAAUAUGAUGGAAUCUUGAUUUUUUGGGAGUUAAAAAAUUCUAAGAGUGGCUUCUUGCUGAGGAUAAUAAGGAAUUCUUACUCAUUUCAUACAUGAAUCAAUCAUUUUAUCGUCUCAUAGGAUUAUGCUGGAGUCAUAUCCACAACUUACAAGAAAAGAGAAAGAUCAAUGAACAUACGAGUUUCUGCUGCAGCUUAGUGGAUAUUGUUCAAAUUCUAGAACAGCUUGUAUUGUUUCCUUUGCCGAUUCAGCACACCAGCUUUUGAGAGACCGCUAUACUUCUAAGAGGUGAAUUGAAGGUUUGGAAGCUUGAUAUAAUUCUAAACUAAGUUGAUGUGAUGCAUCCUUUUCAUUUGCUGGAAGCACUCAAACAGAUUCUUUUGGUUGGCUAACUUUUAUAAAGCAUAAACAAACAGAAGGUUGUUUUACAAUUAGCUGCUUCUAUUUGGGUUAAAAUGGCUCAGGUCAUGCUCCAGCUCUUUUUUUGCACAGUAUACAUUUUCCACUGGACCGAUGCAUUGAAGAUAGUUUUUUCGUUGAGACCACAUUUUUGUGAGAAUGUUUAUGAGAAGGAUGCAAGCAUGACAUUUCCAUUUGAGGUUCCUAUCUUCGUUAAGCAAAAGGUACAUGUUUCUAAGUUCAAUUUGAAGCUGCCUCAAGCUGUAACUCUUGAAUUUUAAAAAUAAAUUUGAAAAAUUUUCUUGUUGAAA